Messenger RNA from Prunus armeniaca (apricot), 714 nucleotides. NCBI's taxonomy places the organism in Eukaryota, Viridiplantae, Streptophyta, Magnoliopsida, Rosales, Rosaceae. The record is from the annotation of a GenBank genome assembly.
AUGGCAGACGAAGUGGCGCUAGAUUUGGUGGAGCUUCACCACCUUAAGAGCAUUGCUACACGACCCCAUAUCAUCAACUUCAUUUCCUCUGCGAUUCGCGCUUUGGAAAAGAUGCCACAAGGGGAUGCUACUGCAGUUCCCACCCCUGCUCUGCUACAUGACAAGCCUGUGCCAUUCAGCUGGGACCAAGAUUAUGAUAACGUCAAGUUACCACAAGGGGCUGCUACUUUGCCUAUUCCAAUUUUAGCUACAACUUGCACCCCUGCUCGGCAUUAUGAGAUGCUUGCGUCAUUCGGCUGGGAACAAAAUAAUAUUGAUGUCAAGGUAUAUAUAUAUCUGAAGGGAGUUGAUCAGGAGAACAUAGAGGGUGGCUUCACGCCUUCGUCCUUUCACAUCAAAGUCCAUGAUGUUGAAGGAAAGAAUUACAAAUUUGCUAUACCUGAGCUGCACAAGGAGAUUGACCCAGGGAGGUGUAGGGUGAUAACCAAGCCUGAAAAGGUUGUCAUCACUUUGGUUAAAGCUUCAAGGGAUUACUGGUUGGAUUUGAAGUUCAAGGAGGAAAUGCCGAUGCCGAUGCCAAAUUGGGAUGAAGAACCAGAUCCUUUUGUAGGAGCCAUGGCCAUAAUGAAGAAUAUGUACGAAGAAGGGGAUCCAGAGAUGAAAAGAACAGUUGCCAAAGCAUGGACUGAAGCAAAAUUCGGGAGAAACCCCUGA